Molecule: messenger RNA, 546 nt
Organism: Penicillium odoratum
Lineage: Eukaryota; Fungi; Ascomycota; Eurotiomycetes; Eurotiales; Aspergillaceae
Exons: 2
Coding region: 1-546 (181 amino acids)
Source: RefSeq, a predicted model, not a curated record
AUGACUGACGAUUAUGAGGCCAGUGCACGCGCCCUAACAUGUGCGUCAAGCGCAAAGGUUUAUAAUUCACUCACUCUGAGCUGCGAAGAGAGGUUCGCGAGCUCGUAUACCGCUAAGGUCACCACGACCUCGGUCUUUGUUGACACCGAUGAAACCGGGACGGCGACCGUCGUUUUCACCCCUGAUUUUGAUGCGGUCAACGCGUUUGGACUAGAAUAUAUUCCGAUGACUUCUACAAGUAGUAGUUCCUCUACGGCCGAAGCGACCCCAACCGCAACAGCUACAACCGCAACAACUAAAUUAUCCUCAUCUACUGUGACGACUACCUCUACUACAUCGACCGCUGCAAAUAACACUAAUAAGACUAGUCUAUCUAGCGGGGCGAUUGCCGGUAUUGUGGUGGCAGCCGUCGCUUUCAUUCUCAUCAUCGCCCUAACUUGGAACCGCUCAAAGAUCACUAUGUGGACUCACCGACAUAGCGCUCCACGACCAGAUAGGAUAGAGAAAAAUAUGUACUCGAAUACCUUCCAGUCAAGUCCAGGCUAG